AUGAUCAAUAACCUCAACAUAGAAGAGUCAGAGCUUAACUUUGAUGUAGACCAAGUCCAUCAGGCUUCCCAUUUUUCGAGCGAUCACUAUUGUCCAGAAAUAUUCCAAGAGACAGGGCUUCUCAACUUUGAACUAGAGUUAAAUAAUCCAUUCAUAUUCUGAGAUGAAUUUAACCCCAUUACGAAUCUUGAGGAGACUAAUCACCUCGAUCGAAGCAACACUGGCAACCUUGGGAGUCAUUCCUCUUCGGAUUCUCAACUUGGGAAUAAAAGUUUUUGUCUUGACAAAAAGACAACUCAGGAGUCUCUUCUUAAAAAGGACUUGUCAACUGACUUGCAAGUAAAGGAUCAUGAAGAAAUUAAAACUCCUCCUGAGCAAUCAAAAGAUGCUCCUAAAGACGCUUCUAAGAAGAGAUGGGGAAGGUCACAAGAUAAAAUGCUAUUCAAGCAUAUCAGAAAGAUGGAACAACAUAAGCAGAUAUGAAUGGGCGAAGUCUUUAAACUUCAGACCUACAACGAUUGCCUUCACGAUGAAUCAUUGCAAGAACUCUCAAAGAGUGUCGGAUGGAAAGCAUCUGCAAAGAAACUCCUUGCAAGGAUCAAAUCUCUCUGGGAUACCGAAUUCUCUUGCAGAGAAGUUAAGCAGUUGAAACAGAUUCUUAAAAGGAAUUAUGAGUACAAGGGGAUCAACCUGAAUGAAGUCAUCUACCACUUCCCAGGCAAAAAUAUGUUGACACUGGAGAAGAUGGUUGAUAUCUUGGUCCAGAAAUAUAAGAAGAAGAGUUUAAGCAUCUUCAAAAAAUUGUAGAAGCGUCUUCUCUUGCUACUAAAAUUUAAUUAUUU
Moneuplotes crassus is the source of this 842-nucleotide messenger RNA. The record is from the annotation of a GenBank genome assembly. NCBI's taxonomy places the organism in Eukaryota, Ciliophora, Spirotrichea, Euplotida, Euplotidae.